This is a messenger RNA of Fonsecaea nubica, 1884 nucleotides long. RefSeq lists its product as hypothetical. Bases 1 to 1884 code for a protein of 627 amino acids. The transcript has a single exon. Gene Ontology annotation, biological process: phosphorelay signal transduction system; phosphorylation. NCBI's taxonomy places the organism in Eukaryota, Fungi, Ascomycota, Eurotiomycetes, Chaetothyriales, Herpotrichiellaceae. Gene Ontology annotation, molecular function: phosphorelay sensor kinase activity. The record is from RefSeq and is a predicted model, not a curated record.
AUGUCGCCAACGCCGACGGUUGUCCUCGACAAAGAUUUACGAAUAGUCAUGCUGUCGAAUUCCUGGCAAAAGCAGGCUCAUAUCUCCCUGGACAAAGUUCGUGGCAAACCCUUUCUGGAGACGAUCGGCGACUUGCUCUUACCAACAGAUGCCGUCACCACCACCCAACUGAUCCAGGGUGCAAUCGCGAGCCGCGAGGAGCAGCGCUCUGAACCCUUACCAGGGCUCAAGGCUUCCAGCUAUUGGCGGGUCCGAGUGGCGCCGAUUUUUGACGAGGACGAACUCCUCUACGUAGUUGUAGAGGGUCUCGACGCUACGGAAGAGGUCGACAGGACAAAACAACACCUCGCUCAACUGUCAUCGGCAGAGACAUAUCGCCUCUUGGUUAGCACCCUUCACGAUUAUGCCAUCUUCAUGCUUGACGCCGAGGGCUGUAUAGCCACCUGGAACACCGGCGCCAUGUUGCUCAAACAGUACACCCAGGAGGAAAUCUUGGGGAAACACUUCUCGGCCUUUUAUAGCGAAGAGGACCGAAAGGCACGGAAACCGGAAAAGGAGUUGCAAGUGGCUUUGCGAGAGGGCAAAGUGGAAGACGAAGGCUGGCGUGUCAAGAAGGACGGGUCCAGGUUUUGGGCAAAUGUCAUCAUCUCUCCAGUCUACCGCGACGGAGUUUUGACUGGCUUUAGCAAAAUCACCAGAGAUUUGACGGAACGAAAGGCGGCAGAAGCGCGACUGAUAGCUGCAUACGAAGAUGCAUCCAAGAUGAAGUCCGACUUCCUGGCCAAUAUGAGCCACGAAAUCCGAACCCCGAUGCAUGGGAUGUUGUCCGCCUUGUCGUUAUUGAUCGACACGGGCCUCACAAACGAACAGAAAGAGCUUGCCAACAUCAUCGAUGAAUCGGGGGCCAUUCUGUUGCAGGUCAUCAAUGACAUUCUCGACUACUCCAAGCUCAGUUCCGGUACCUUUUCACUCAACAAGGAGGUCAUGAAUAUUGUGGAGAUUGUUAAUGCAGUCCGACGCUGUUUCAACAUCGGAUCAACCGAGAAUUUGAGAUUCGAAAUCGACCUAGAUCCUCGCCUCCCGAAUUUUGUCCAGGGGGAUCCUCUCCGCUAUCGUCAGAUCUUACAAAACCUGGUGGCAAACGCGAUCAAAUUCACCGACAGGGGCUAUGUACGGGUCAAGGUUGCUCUUACCGACGAGGACGAAGCCUCGUAUGCCAUCAAAACCGAAGUGAUCGACUCGGGUAUCGGUGUCACUCCUGAGGCAGAGAAUGUCUUGUUUACCCCGUUCACCCAGCUAGACACCUCUUCGACCAAAAGGUACAAGGGCACGGGACUCGGUCUUUCCAUUUGCAAGAGUUUGGCUGAACUCAUGGGCGGUGUGGUAGGUUAUAUGCGGAAUCCAGAGCACCAGGGAAGCAUCUUCUAUUUCACUUCCAAAGUCAACAAAUUAGAAGUCUCACCAGCUAAACCACUUCCGAAGGGCACGCUGGAAGUGGAUCUCAAGAAGUUGGCGGAGACCAAGCACAUCCUUCUCGUCGAAGACAACGGCAUAAACCAAACAAUCAUGGUUCGUCUUUUGCGAAGCUUUGGCCUCGAGAAGGUGGAUGUCGCCUCCGAUGGUGCGGAAGGGGUCAAGUUGGUGACCCAAAAGCCUCUAGCCUACAGCCUGAUCCUGAUGGACAUCUCUAUGCCGGUAAUGGAUGGCGUGACCGCCACAAGGAGAAUUCGAGAAGCGGGUCACGUGGUUCCUAUCGUUGCCAUGACUGCUAAUGCGUUGAAGGGAGACGAAGAAGCAUACCUCGCGGCAGGCAUGAAUGAUUAUGUCGCCAAGCCUGUGGACAGAAGACUUCUGAUGGAGGCGCUAGUGAGAUGGCUGAGUUGA